Messenger RNA from Hydatigera taeniaeformis, 696 nucleotides. NCBI's taxonomy places the organism in Eukaryota, Metazoa, Platyhelminthes, Cestoda, Cyclophyllidea, Taeniidae. The record is from the annotation of a GenBank genome assembly.
ACGCGACUAGUGGAGCGGAAGAGUUUGAGCCUGAACUUCUGGUGUCUCAAUCCAGCGGUGUGCAUGCAGAGCCUUGCAAAGAACGCACACAGUCUCAUCCUUGCUAGUGGCACGUUAGCUCCACUGGAUGCGUUGGUGGCGGAACUUGGCGUCGACUUCCCUUUGCGCCUAGAGGCGGGUCAUGUGGUGUCCCGUGAACGCGUCUUUGCCACUUGUGUCGCUCGUGGUCCCCGAGGUGGACGUCUCUGUGCCACUUUUGAGCAUCAGAACACCUUUGCCUUCCAGGACGAGGUUGGUUACCUCCUCCUGGAGGCCUGUCAACGCGUGCCUGGUGGAGUGCUCUGUUUCUUCCCCUCAUACAGUCUUCUUGAUAAGAUGAGUGCCCGUUGGGAGUUGACAGGACUGCUGGGAAAGUUGGAGAAAGUGAAAUGUGUUUUCACUGAGCCCCGGUCUUCAGAUAAUUUUGACGACUGGGUGGCGAAGUUUCACGAUACUGUCGACUCGAUGCGUAGCUCAUCUCCGAGUGGGAUGACUGGUGCCCUCGCUCUGGCUGUAUGCCGCGGCAAAAUCAGCGAGGGACUGGAUUUCGCUGAUGACUACGCCCGACUUGUGAUUGCUGUUGGGAUUCCCUUCCCGGCUGUCAAGGAUCCACAGGUUUGCUGUUCCUUGACCUCUUAUAGACAAAUAUUAUACUAG